This is a messenger RNA of Neolamprologus brichardi, 1041 nucleotides long. The record is from RefSeq and is a predicted model, not a curated record. NCBI's taxonomy places the organism in Eukaryota, Metazoa, Chordata, Actinopteri, Cichliformes, Cichlidae.
AUGGUGUCUUGUGUGUUUGCCUUUUGUCUUCUGUGCCUGUUCUUUGGCAGAAUGGUUCAGAUGACAGAGUCGCAAAUGUUCUCAUCUGUUCAUCCAGAGUCUCGUUUCAUAUCAGCUCAAGUUGGUGGAAACCUGACAUUAAAAUGUUUCCAUGAUGGUGACAGGUCUGCAAGACUUUACUGGUUUAAGCAAAAUCUGGGACAAAAACCAAAGAUCAUCUCUCACUUUUUCAAAUAUAAUUUGAACAACUCUUCUAAUGAAGAGCUCAAGAACAACCCACGCUUCACACUGGAUACACAAGACGGCACAUAUCACUUGACAAUCAGAGAUUUGAAAUGUUCAGACUCAGCUAUUUACUACUGUGUUUACUAUUUAUACACUUUAACCUUUUUAGAGACCAUCAUCGUCAGUGUAAAAGGUUCAGGUGUGAACAUCAAAGCUGUGGUCCAGCAGUCAGCAUCUGAGACCAUCCAGCCAGGAGGCUCCGUGACCCUGAACUGUACAGUACACACUGGGACCUGUGAUGGAGAGCACAGUGUUUACUGGUUCAAAGACUCAGACNNNNAUCGCCCAGCUCUAUGCUAUACUAAUGGUAGCNNNAACGAUCAGUGUGAGAAGAACGAACAAACAUACAACUGCACUUACAACCUGCCAGUGAAGAGCAUAAAUGUGUAUAAUGCUGGAACCUACUACUGUGCUGUUGCCUCAUGUGGACACAUACUGUUUGGAAGUGGGAAAAAACUGGACUUUGAAGAUAAUCGUGCUUCUUUCUGGACUUUCUGGAGCGGUGCCUUUGCAUUUACCUCCAUCCUGAGUGUACUGCUGGCUUUCUUACUGUGUAUGAGCAAUAACUGUGGCUGUGAAUCUUCAGAGCCUGAAGCAAUCCCUUCCAGAGCAGAUGCAAAGGGUUUUCAAACAGAGAAGCUCAUUUUUGCUGCUUCAACUGUCAACCUGUACAACCGGUCAAAAAGUCAGAGAGAUCAGACCUGGAGUGAAUGUGCGUACUACAGUGUGCAGUUACAGUGGUACAAACAACAGUAA